UGUUUCCGCUUAUUUAUUUGAAACACCGCUCAUUUAGGUCUUACUUUGUUUGCCAGGCACUGUUCUAAGCUCUGUAUAACUAUUAACUCAGAGGGUACAAAUAUUAACUUAAGAGAUGUUGCAGGAAAAAAAAAAAAAAACCCGCCUCUGGCACUUUAAGGUUGGCCUCCCCCUCAAAACCCCCGCAACGGUCCCAAGCCCUUUCCAGGGACUGGGACUACGGCCCCUCGUCCGACCUUCUCGCGGGCUUCCUACUGCGCCAAUCAAAGCCUAGAAACCGUGAGGGCUAGAGGCCCGGCUGCUAAGCAACGGCAGAGGGCGGGAAGUUUGAACGUUCUGGGCCCGCCCCGAAGGCGAAUAGGCCAAUCAGCGUCCAGACUCUUCAGCUACGGCAGUCCGCUUCUCCUCCUCGCCCCGUCGGAUCUCUAGGCUGGAUCCGGGCCUCUCCAAUCAAUAGCGGCUAGGAGGGCGGGGCGCAUGCGCGCGCACCUCGCUCACGCGCCGGCGCGCUCCUCCUGCAGGCUCGCCGCGGUCGGUCAGCGGGGCGUUCUCCCGCGUGUCGCGACUCAGAUCCAUCUGUGUGUGCUGUGGAAUUCAGGAUACUUGGGCAUUGCCUACUAUGAUACUAGUGACUCCACUAUCCACUUCAUGCCAGAUGCCCCAGACCACGAGAGCCUCAAGCUUCUCCAGAGAGUUCUGGAUGAGAUCAAUCCCCAGUCUGUUGUUACGAGUGCCAAACAGGAUGAGAAUAUGACUCGAUUUCUGGGAAAGCUUGCCUCCCAGGAGCACAGAGAGCCUAAAAGACCUGAAAUCAUAUUUUUGCCAAGUGUGGAUUUUGGUCUGGAGAUAAGCAAACAACGUCUCCUUUCUGGAAACUACUCCUUCAUCCCAGACUCCAUGACUGCCACUGAGAAAAUCCUCUUCCUCUCCUCCAUUAUUCCCUUUGACUGCCUCCUCACAGUUCGAGCACUUGGAGGGCUGCUGAAGUUCCUGGGUCGAAGAAGAAUCGGGGUUGAACUGGAAGACUAUAAUGUCAGCGUCCCUAUCCUGGGCUUUAAGAAAUUUAUGUUGACUCAUCUGGUGAACAUAGAUCAAGACACUUACAGUGUUCUACAGAUUUUUAAGAGUGAGUCUCACCCCUCAGUGUACAAAGUGGCCAGUGGACUGAAGGAGGGGCUCAGCCUCUUUGGAAUCCUCAACAGAUGCCGCUGUAAGUGGGGCGAGAAGCUGCUCAGGCUAUGGUUCACACGUCCGACUCAUGACCUGGGGGAACUCAAUUCUCGUCUGGAUGUCAUUCAGUUUUUUCUGCUGCCCCAGAAUCUGGACAUGGCUCAGAUGCUGCAUCGGCUCCUGGGUCACAUCAAGAACGUGCCUCUGAUUCUGAAACGCAUGAAGUUGUCCCACACCAAGGUCAGCGACUGGCAAGUUCUCUACAAGACUGUGUACAGUGCCCUGGGCCUGAGGGAUGCCUGCCGCUCCCUGCCACAGUCCAUCCAGCUCUUUCGGGACAUUGCCCAAGAGUUCUCUGAUGACCUGCACCAUAUCGCCAGCCUCAUUGGGAAAGUAGUGGACUUUGAGGGCAGCCUUGCUGAAAAUCGCUUCACAGUCCUCCCCAACAUAGAUCCUGAAAUUGAUGAGAAAAAGAGAAGACUGAUGGGACUUCCCAAUUUCCUUACUGAGGUUGCCCGCAAGGAGCUGGAGAAUCUGGACUCCCGUAUUCCUUCAUGCAGUGUCAUCUACAUCCCUCUGAUCGGCUUCCUUCUUUCUAUUCCCCGCCUGCCUUCCAUGGUAGAGGCCAGUGACUUUGAGAUUAAUGGACUGGACUUCAUGUUUCUCUCAGAGGAGAAGCUACACUAUCGUAGUGCCCGAACCAAGGAGCUGGAUGCAUUGCUGGGGGACCUGCACUGCGAGAUCCGGGACCAGGAGACGCUGCUGAUGUACCAGCUGCAGUGCCAGGUGCUGGCACGAGCAGCUGUCUUAACCCGAGUAUUGGACCUUGCCUCCCGCCUGGACGUCCUGCUGGCUCUUGCCAGUGCUGCCCAGGACUAUGGCUACUCAAGGCCGCGUUACUCCCCACAAGUCCUUGGGGUACGAAUCCAGAAUGGCAGACAUCCUCUGAUGGAACUCUGUGCCCGAACCUUUGUGCCCAACUCCACAGAAUGUGGUGGGGACAAAGGGAGGGUCAAAGUCAUCACUGGACCCAACUCAUCAGGGAAGAGCAUAUACCUCAAACAGGUAGGCUUGAUCACAUUCAUGGCCCUGGUAGGCAGCUUUGUGCCAGCAGAGGAGGCCGAAAUUGGGGCAGUAGACGCCAUCUUCACACGAAUUCAUAGCUGUGAAUCCAUCUCCCUUGGCCUCUCCACCUUCAUGAUCGACCUCAACCAGGUGGCGAAAGCAGUGAACAAUGCCACUGCACAGUCGCUGGUCCUCAUUGAUGAAUUUGGAAAGGGAACCAAUACGGUGGAUGGGCUCGCGCUUCUGGCUGCUGUGCUCCGACACUGGCUGGCACGUGGACCCACAUGCCCCCACAUCUUUGUGGCCACCAACUUUCUGAGCCUUGUUCAGCUACAGCUGCUGCCACGAGGGCCCCUGGUGCAGUAUUUGACCAUGGAGACCUGUGAGGAUGGCAACGACCUUGUCUUCUUCUAUCAGGUUUGCGAAGGUGUUGCGAAGGCCAGCCAUGCCUCCCACACAGCUGCCCAGGCUGGGCUUCCUGACAAGCUUGUGGCUCGUGGCAAGGAGGUCUCAGACUUGAUCCGCAGUGGAAAACCCAUCAAGCCUGUCAAGGAUUUGCUAAAGAAGAACCAAAUGGAAAAUUGCCAGACAUUAGUGGAUAAGUUUAUGAAACUGGAUUUGGAGGAUCCUAACCUGGACUUGAACGUUUUCAUGAGCCAGGAAGUGCUGCCUGCUGCCACCAGCAUCCUCUGAGAGUCCUUCCAGUGUCCUCCCUGGCCUCCUGAGACCCCGGUGGGCUGCCAUGCCCUCUUUGUUUCCUUAUCUCCUUCAGACCCAGAGUUUUUAGUUUCUCUAGAAAUUUUGUUUCAUAUUAGGAAUAAAGUUUAUUUUGAAGAAA
Molecule: messenger RNA, 3073 nt
Organism: Symphalangus syndactylus (siamang)
Lineage: Eukaryota; Metazoa; Chordata; Mammalia; Primates; Hylobatidae
Gene: MSH5
Product: mutS homolog 5
Biological process (GO): chiasma assembly; mismatch repair
Cellular component (GO): nucleus
Molecular function (GO): ATP binding; ATP-dependent DNA damage sensor activity; mismatched DNA binding
Source: RefSeq, a predicted model, not a curated record